Lampris incognitus (smalleye Pacific opah) is the source of this 1261-nucleotide messenger RNA. It is a transcript of the gene cxcr3.2, whose product is annotated as chemokine (C-X-C motif) receptor 3, tandem duplicate 2. Gene Ontology annotation, biological process: chemotaxis; G protein-coupled receptor signaling pathway; immune response. The coding region runs from base 1 to 1134 and encodes 377 amino acids. The record is from RefSeq and is a predicted model, not a curated record. The transcript is spliced from 2 exons. Gene Ontology annotation, cellular component: membrane. Gene Ontology annotation, molecular function: chemokine receptor activity. NCBI's taxonomy places the organism in Eukaryota, Metazoa, Chordata, Actinopteri, Lampriformes, Lampridae.
AUGCCGACCACGGAGGACUACUGGCCUGACUAUGACGAAUAUUCAAACUACAGCACGUUUCCCCCUGACAUCCCGAACAUGAGCCGUGCGGCCCCCUGCAUCCAGGACGACAUCUACAGUUUUGCUCGGACCUACUCCCCCGUGGUGUACAGCCUGGUGUUCGUCCUGGCCUUGGUGGGGAACGCGCUGGUGCUGUGCGUGAUACGACGGUAUCGGACCUCCGUGGGCAGCAGGGCCUGCACCUUCUCUCUCACCGACACCUUCCUGCUCCACCUGGCCAUCGCUGACCUCCUGCUGGCCUUCACUCUGCCUCUGUUUGCCGUGCAGUGGGCCCGCCAGUGGGUGUUUGGCUUGGCGGCCUGCAAGCUCUCCGGUGCCCUCUUCUCCCUGAAUCGCUACAGUGGGAUUCUCUUCCUGGCCUGCAUUAGCUUCGACCGCUACCUGGCCAUCGUUCACGCCGUCAGCUCUGUCUGGAAGCGCCACUCCUGGCAUGGCCAGAUUGUGUGCGCCUUCAUCUGGGUCAGCUGCCUGGGCCUUAGUGCUGUGGACAUCGCCUUUAAGGAGGUGGGGCCGGUGGUCUCCUUCAGUCAGCACGAACAGCUAGUGUGCCAGUCGUGGUUCCCCCAGAACUCCUCACAGUGGCAGGUGGGACUGAAGAUGACCAGCGUGGUGCUGGGUUUUGGGCUUCCCCUACUGGUUAUGCUGUACUGCUAUAUCCGGAUCUUCAGGUCCCUGUGCAACGCCACGAGGCGCCAGAAACGCAAGUCCCUUCACCUCAUCAUCUGCCUGGUGGUGGUGUUUGUUGUCUGCUGGGCACCUUACAACUGCUUCCAGCUGGUAGACAGUCUGAAGAUGCUGGGUGUGAUAAAUGGAGGAUGCCGUUUUGGCCGCGCCGUGGACAUUGGGACUCUGGUGACGGAGAGUUUGGGGCUUUCACACUGUGCCCUAAACCCGCUGCUGUAUGGCUUUGUUGGGGUAAAGUUCAGGAGGGAGCUAGGAAAGAUGGUUGAGGAGCUGCUUGGGCAGAGACACUGGCUGGGGAUGGAGGGACUGGAGAGGAGGAGGAGAAGAAGAACCGCUGGAUCGUUCAGCUCUGCGGAGAGCGAGAACACCUCCUACUCUGUCAUGGUGUGAACUCUGAUACAGAUGCGUUGAGAAAGAGGGAACUAUGAGGAAAAUGUGUGUGUGUGUGUGUGUGUUGCAGGAGGUGUUCAAACAUGGGGAGGACCUGAUAAAGACUGUGCUCUUGGAAGAGGACGGA